AUUAAAUUUCCCUUCUUAUACUUUCUCAACUUCUCACCUACAACAGUGGCUGCACCCGUUCUCAUUAUCCAAGGACAGCUUUUUCAAUUUUUGUUUAAAAUAUCGACGUUCUAUGUUCAAAUGUUUUCUGAUUAUAAACAAUGAUAAGAAAUGUACUAGUUGAUAAUCAGUAGAGUUUCGGGCGUUUUGGCUGAAAUUCAUUCAGUUGUUUUAUUUUCGGUCGAAAUAUUUUACUGCUUUGGUAAAUAUUUUCUUAUAAUUUCACGUACGGCUUAAAUACUGUAUGUUGAAAUAUUUUCGGCUUAAAUACGGUUCGGUUGUUUCAUAGAUCAUCUAUAGAUAAAUAAUACCGCUACAUAGUUCACUGCUAAUCGUUAUCGAAUUUCUUAUAUUUCUUUAUAUAUCUAUGCAUUUCUUUGAUAUUGAAGUAACCACUAAUUGAUCAUGAUUGUUACAAACUCAAGAUAACGAUAAUAUUAUCAAUAAACCUGUUAAAAAAAAAAAAAAAUGAUCAUUUCAGUAAUACCAAAAAUUCGUUAGAAAAUAACUAACCUAUUGACGGUUAAUAUGUAUUAUUAUUUGAAACAAUAAUAUGUAUUUUCGUGUGACGGUGUUAUUCAUUUAAAUUCAAUGAAUUUACUGAUAUUAUAGAUACUUAAUAAUGCUGAAAAAUUCCUCGAAUCUACGAUGUUAUCCGUUGGGAUCGAUCGUUAUCACUUAUUAUCUUACCACAACGGUCUUUAUCAUCCCGACGAUUUAACUAUAAUUGAUUUUAUACUUAACGUUUUGGUAAUAUUGUUAAUUAAAUUAAUACAUUUUUACUAAACUCUCAAGAACUCGCGGUGUUUGAAAAUGGCAGGGAAUUUUUGGCAGAGUUCGCACUAGUAAGUAUACCGCCUAUGUCCUAACAUUGUUAUAGUCUACCUACGUGUGAAAUACGUUCAUCGUUUUUAUUGAAUGAACGAGAUAUAUAUAUAUAUAUAGUUUAGUAAUUCCAACGUUCGUUUCCUAAACCAAUCAAAUAUAACUCAGAUACUAGAUUAAAUAUCAUCUAUAUUAUAUUAUACUUAUUUUAGACGUUUGCAAAUGGUACUAGAAAACCAGUAUCUUGUACUUUGAUACUAAUUUUUUUUUUAACAACUAUACAAUUAAAAAUUGGUAUAUUAUGUGUAUUUGUGUUUCCUACAAUAAAAAUAAAUCAAUUAUAGGUACAAAUUUAGUGAAUGUCCAAAUUGGCGUUAUUAAUCCAAAUUAGCUAGAUUCCUAUAUGUAUUGAGGUUAUUAAUGGUUAAAAUCAUAGAUCUAUUUUCAUUUUUACUCUAAAAAAGUAUUAUUUUCAAAGGAACUGAUAAACAGCAACCCAAUUGUAAUACUAGUUAGUUUUUAUUUGAAUUCUUAAAAACAAAACUAAAAAAAAAAUAAAAAAUUAUUUAUGUAAAUAAUAUUUACAUAUUUUUAUGUCCAAUUGGUUGCCACCAAUUUCAAAAAGUUUCAUUUUGGGUUACAAUUCAAUGGCAUUGCAUUAGUGUUUUGGCAAGUCGCUUUGAUGAGAAUUAAAUUUAAUAUUAAUUUCAAUCGCACGCAACUUAUAGUUUAACCAACAUUGUAUUAAAAUAAUAAAUAUAUGUUAAACAACUAUCGUUUAUUCAUUUUGUUUUUUUUAUAUAUACCUAAUAUUUUUGGUACUUGUUUGUUAAUGCCUUGUCAAAUGUUUAUACCCUGCCACCCUUGUUUGUUAUCACUCCCACACUAACCAGUUAUAUUUAAUUAUAUUGAUCAUGUUAAAAAUAAAUACAUAAUUAAUCUAGGAGUAUGGUUUUACUAAAAAUAAAUUGCAAGUCAUAUAUAAUAGUAGAGCAGUCAAAAUGUUUUACAAUAAUUAUAAAUAAUAAAAAUGCAGACAUACUUCAUAUUAGGAAGUAACAACUUGGUAGGUGGCAAGUUGAGAAGCUAGAAGGUAUAAUGUACUGGGUAAUUUAAUUUAUGUUUGUAUGCAUCGAUAAGUCAUUGCUAAAAAAGGAUGAUGGGUGAAAUUUGUUUAAACAUGUUUUAAUCAAUUCAAAUUAGAGUUGGUAACACAGGCGUGCACAGACCUUAAUGGUGGGGGGGGGCAAAACUUAUGUUUUCUCAUCAUCACAAAAACCAAGUAGGUUAAUCUAAUAUUAAAUAUUUAUAUUAUGUAUAGUGUAUUUAAUAGGUAGAUACCUAUAAUAAUACAAAUAUCAUACUUUGCUUUAUACUUAUAUUUUCAUAAUUAAUCACAAAAUAAUACAUUGUUAUUAUUUAUUAAUAUACAAAAAAAAUGAUUAAUAAUAAUGAACUGGAUCAUUUAAUGUCAUAGAUUCGUGGUUAAAUGUUAUAUUUAUAUCGGUCACGAGGUCUCGAACACGAUUACCUAAAUAAUGACUACCUGAAUAAAUGUAGUAAUAUACUAGUUUAUUUCAAAAAAAAUUCAGCCCGCAGAGGGGGAAGUUCAGCUGCCCACCCUUCCCCACGUGUGCACUUCUAUGGUUUCUAAUAUAAGUUUAUAAGAUGUUUUAUAUGUAACAUGUAAUACUUAUAUUCUCCUAUAUUCUCUUAAAAAUUAGUAAAACAUACAAAAAUAAUCAAUUUACAUCAUAUAAUAUGUGUUUUUUUAUUUUUUACUUAUCAAAAUAUAUAUGUAUACAUAUAAUGGUGGUUAAAUGUUUUGAAUAUAAAAUUUUUUUCUGGGUCAUUAAAAUUAAAAUUAAUAUUAAUAAUAAUUUAAAAUUACAAUAAAUUAGAAUCGUUUUCUAAUAAUUUACAAAAUAUUUCAAAAUAUGCUAAAUAUAUUAAAUAUUCUCUAAUGAGAAAAAAAAAACUUUUACCUGUGAACUUUGUGUUUUGAAUUAAUCCACAUUUUUUACUCUCAUAAGACUGCAUAUUAUACUCGAUCACAAUUGAAUAUGUAAACACAUGAAAAUUCAGAUUCUAAUUAUAAUAAUACAAUAUUAUUAUUAUUAUUAUUAUUAUUCAAUAGUAAUUCAAUUAUAUACAAUUCACUAUUUUGAUUUUACCUAAUAUCUAUCACCAUUUUUUUAUUAUCUUUUUUAGUAAUAUGUACCUAAUAUUUUAUUAGUGUUUCUAAUUCUGUAUUAAUAUUAAAUUGUUUACUGUUUAUAUAUAUUUGAGUUCAAUCUGAAAUAGAUUAAUAAAAAUAAAUAAUUAAAUAAAAACACUUCAUUGUAAAAACAAUACCAUCUUAGUGAAUUUAUGAAUUUAAAAUAAAAAUAAAACAAAUGCAUUUUUUGUUGUUAUUAGUUUCUGAGUGUAGCGAGGGAACCAUUGGUUUUACAAUGCUGUUUAUAUCUUUGUUCUAGUCUGUGGACACGUUUUUUCCUAGUAAACUUGAUUUUGAAACUCCGAUUUUUACGUGUAACAACUUUUAUGAAAUCUCACGUUGUCUAGAUUGAACAUUAAGUAGGGUAUUUUUUUGAUUUUCGAUUUUUAAAUAAAAGCACUUAAUGGGGAAAAAAAGUAGGAAAACGUACAAUUUAAAAACUUCAUUAUUUUAUAAAAACACGGAUGACGUUUUCUACCCGAAAAAAUGAUUUAAUCGAAAAAUCACAAGACACCUUUUUGAUUUAAUUUCUUACGGUAACAUGGCCAAAAUGUUUCAACCACUUUUGAGCUUUUAAGAAAUUUUAAUUUUUGGGAGUUAGAGGCUUGAAAUGUGGUAAUAAUACUUAUAUUAGAUUUACUUAGACGCGAUAAAAUUUCCAAAAUCACCGGACGAGUAUUUUUUUUUUUAAUAAGCGUUUUGAAAUCAAUUUUAAAUGAAAAUCUCAAAAAAUAUGUAUUACUGAACUGCACUCUGAAUAGUUUUUCGUAAAGAAAUAGUUUAUCGUUGCUUACAGAUAUAAAUUAAAUAAUCUUAUGUAUUCUACCUUCCCAACUUCUCACUUACAACAGCGUCUGAUCCCAUCCCUAAUAUUAGCCCUUUUUUAAAAAUUUAAAGUAUUAAUGCAAUUAUUUUUAUUAUAUUGUUUUUAAAAAAUAUAAGUUUGAUUUAAUAAUUAUAGUUAAAAUUAAAAUAAUAAAUUAAAGAAAAAUUGAUUAAUCUAUAUUAAAUGUAUCAAUAAUUAUAUACCUAACAAAUUGUAUUUAAUUGUUGCUAUUCAGUGAAACCAUAUUAAUUUAGAGCUGAUACUGAGAAUGAGUGUGGUCAAUGUUGUAGGUGAUUAGUUGGGAAGGUAGGAUCGAUAAAGUUAAAUUUAUACCAAUAACUAACAAUAAAUCCAUGAAAAAUGAUUUGUUAGAAAACAAAUUUAAAAAAAGGAAUGCUAGCACUUUAAAUUUAUCAGCUAAAAUUACCAAGGAAAUCAAAAAAUGAGUUUUUUGGUAGAAAGGUUGCUUACAGACACACACACACACACACAUACAUAAAAAAAAAAAACAGGUAAAACUAACAAAUCUUUCUCUAUAUAUCUUCUAUAUAUAUUUCUCUAUCUAAAAUAUAAAAACUUGUAUACAGGAUAAAACUUAUAAAACCAAGUAGUUUUAUACAUACAAUUCAAUAAACUCCUAAUUUAAAUUUUAAAUCAUAUUAGUUUCGCGAUUUCAAAAUAAAUUAUAAUAGUUAGUAUUGGUUUACAGUGGUGCAUAGAGGAAUUUUGACAGCCCACGCAGUUAACAAAAGUAUAUCCACCCAUCUAGUACCUAGCAAAAAAAUUCAAAAAACAAGUCGUCCCUUUUUUCUAAACUUCCAAUCAAAUUGAUAAUGAAAAAAAAAUAUAUCAUUGAUUUUUGUUUUUACUUUGCAGUGUCCAAAGACUAGGACUAUCUUGCUACAACAAUAACUUAUCUAAAAAUUACACCUUCCUAGUUUUUAGUCAUUAUAUUGAAUACCUAUGUUACUUGUUCAACUUAAUUAAACAAUUUAUAACAUUAUGAACAAUCAGGAACUUUUAUUUUGUACAUAAUUUUUCAAUAUAUUUGUAUAAAUGUCUCAAUAUAUAAAGCAUUUAUGCAAUUUCUUACCUUUAUCUUAUUAUUGUAAUUUUUAAUAUUAAUACUAUAUCGAUUAUAUGAGAUAAUAUUGUUAAUCACAACCCACAAUUCAUUAAAUUAAUUUAUAUUUAUAAACAAUUUUACUUUAAGUACAGCUUUCUAAAAUAAAUAAUGUCCAAAGAACUAUGUAACUUAAUUUCCCAUUAAGUGACUAAAAAUAACAUAAAGUUUAAAUAAGUGAUCUAAUUAUAGGUAGUUCUGUUAUUUAUUUUAUAUAAAUAAACAAACUUACUACAUUUAAGUUUUUUUAAUUUUUAAAACCUAUCUUUUUUAGAUUCUGAAUGGAGGGAAAAGCUUAUGGUUGUACAAAGAUUUUUUUUUCUGUGGACAAUUUUUCUAUCAGAGUUUAUGCUCCGAUUUUUUGAUGUAGCACCUUUUCUGAAAGAAAAUUAGUAUGGGAGAUACUUUAGAGGUUUUUUUUUCCAGAAAACGUGAAAAACAUGGGAAAACCAAGAAAACAAAUAUUAUUAAAGAAAAUAUGUAAUGCCUAUUUAAAUAUUUUACCAUAAUAAGACAUAUAUAUAUAGUUGAAAAACCAUUAUUAACUGAACACCGCUUAGAAUCAUUUUUUUUUUGUAAGAAAUGGUUUAUCCCCUAUUAUCCUAGGACACCUUUUUUUUUAUUUUUUUUUUUUUUACAAUUACCAUGGUGAUUAUAAUAAAUUAAUAUCAUAUCAUUAUAUCAAACUUGUAAUAUUAUGUAGUUAUAGGUUUGUGCUUUUCUUGUUCUGUGUGAACAAUUAAUGUUUAAUACUUUAUCUAGUGUGCUACUCUAAUGAAUUACUUUUAUAUAAAUAUAAAGUAUAAUUAGAAUAAAUAAUUUUAAUUUGAAUGCUGAAAACACAAUACAUUGCUACCCACCAACCCCAAGUUGUGACUAAUAUACACCACUGCUUGUUGUUUAGUUUUUCACUUUUUUGGAACCGAAAAAUUUUAUUCAUUUAGUAUUUGGUAAAAAUUUCAGGGCUUUAUGAUUAUUUACAACAAAAACCAAUUAGUAAAUAAAAUAAAUUAUUAUUACACAAAUAAAUAGGGUUUUCUUGAGUUCUCCUAAUUAAAGAUAUUACAUGGAAAAUCAAAAGAUAACCUCCCUCAGAUCUUAAUACACCAACUAAAAAUAAUUUGCUACUAACAAUCACCUCUAAAAAGUUGUUAACAGACACAAAAACAUAUAAAAAAUCACACAUCAUAGUUACUGCUCUAAAAAAUUAAAAAUUAAAGUAUUAUAAAGAGACUUUAGAAAAUGUUGAUACACUUAAUAGUUUUGUUGGUAAGUACCACCUGUAGUAAGGUUGAUUCAAUUAGUUUUCAUUAGAUUUUUUUAGUCUAUUGUUUUUAUGUGAAUCUAUAUAUGACAUAUAUACUGUUUCUAUACUAAUUUACAAUUUAAAAAAAUAUUAUAUUUGAGUCCAGGAUUUCGAAAUUUUGUCAAUUUACCUAAAUAUAAAAUAAAACAAUUAUGAUCUAGCAUAAUCAAUAAUUUAAUAACCAGAUCAAUAUAGGUAAUAUAUAUUUUAGUAUAAGAUUAAUGUUAGUGGUAUCAUGAGUGUUGAUUGUAUACCUACAUUUUUAUCAUACUAACAUACAUAUAAUUUUUUUUUUUAUUUUCAUAAAACUUAAAUAUUUUAGUCAACAGUGGAUACUGGAUAAACAAGAUCUAAUCAGAGAACGCCAAUUGGACUUACAAGUAUUAAGUGAAGAGGAAUAUCAAAAAAUAGGAAUAUUUUUUUCUAAUUGUAAGUUUAACUUGAAUUAAUUAAAUACUUAUAAGAUCUAUUGAUCAUAAAAAAGUGUGAUUAUAAAAUUUGUUAACAAAUCCAAUUAGUUAAUCAUAUAACUAUUAUUUUCGUUUUUCCAGUUAUACAAAUUUUGGGUGAACAGCUGAAGCUUAAACAACAAGUGAUUGCUACAGCCACUGUGUAUUUUAAACGGUUUUAUGCCAGAAACUCUCUAAAAAGUAUAGAUCCAUUAUUAUUAUCACCGACUUGUGUAUUUCUAGCAUCAAAAGUUGAAGAAUUUGGUGUAAUAUCCAAUAGUCGUUUAAUAUCUACUUGUCAAACUGUUUGUAAGUUAAUAUUAAGAGGCUUAGUACUGGUAUUACAAAUGUUCACCACUUUUGUAAAAUUAGAACAUUAUUUUUGAUAUUUUAAUGUUUCUUACCUAUUAAGGGGGAAAAGGGAUAUGACUAUUUUUAUGGAUAAAAAUUAGUUCAGGGGAUUAAAGAUAACUCCUCAACAUUAUAUGAUACCUAUAAUCUUUAUUAAAUUGAUAAACAACAUUCUACAAACUUUUAUUUUUCAUUUGGUAUUAACUACUGAUAUACUAGGUUAUCAAAUUCUUUCAAAAUUGUGUAAUGAGUUUUAAAUCAAAUGAUUAAAAUAUAUUUAAUAUACUACACAGAGUGGGCUAUCCUAACUUGUUUUAGAUUCUGAGUGUAGAAUGUAUUGGUUUUACAAAGAUGUUUAUUUUUUUAAUUUAAUUUAAAUAAUGCUUUUAAGUAUACAUUUUUUUUUAGUUAUUAAUGGUCACUGUUGCAUUUAUGCAAUAUGAUUUAAAAUUAAAAGUUCUAAAAGAUAAAUUUAGAAUUUUAAUUUAUAGAAAUAAAAAAUAAAUAUUUAGCGUUAAUUAUUUUAUUUAGGUUAACUUUUUAUUUUUAUUUUUUCAGUGAAAAAUAAAUUGAACUAUGCAUAUACUCAAGAAUUCCCUUAUCGCACAAAUCAUAUAUUAGAAUGUGAAUUUUACUUAUUAGAAAAUUUAGAUUGCUGUUUAAUUGUAUUUCAACCAUAUCGUCCCUUACUACAACUUGUUCAAGAUAUUGGACAGCAUGAAGACCAACUACUUGCAUUGGCAUGGAGAGUUGUCAAUGAUAGCUUAAGAACUGACUUAUCACUUUUAUAUCCGCCGUAUCAAAUAGCUAUUGGUAAAUAUAUAUAUUUUUUUGUUAUAUUAUUUAACAUUUUUUAAGAAUUUAAACAAAAUUUAGGUUGUUUACAAAUCGCCUGUGUUAUUAUGCAAAAGGAUCUCAAAUCGUGGUUCGCUGAACUCAAUGUAGACAUAGACAAAAUUCAAGAAAUAUCCAGAUACAUCAUUAGUUUAUUUGAACUUUGGAAAUCAUACGAUGAAAAAAAAGAUAUACAAGGCCUAUUAAAUAAAAUGCCUAAAUUUAAAUUACAACCUUCUCGAUAAUUUAUGUAUUAAAAGAAAAAAUAUUUAUUAGUUACUAUAAUUUUAAGUAUAAAACCUAAACAAAAUUAAUAUCAUUAUCAAAUAAUAUGAUAAGAUUGUAAGUUAGUUAAUUUGGAAAAUGAAUGGGCUAGACAAUCCAAUGAAGGCACAGUAUUUCAAUGUUUAAAUUUCCAUAGUUUCAUACAUGUUUUAUUAAACAAACCCAAAUUGAACUUUUUUUAUUCACAUAUUGAAUCACUAAAUUUCAAAUAUUUUUAGCGCAAUAUAAAAGUAUAAUAUAAUGUUAUUAUUAAUUUUUUUUGUAAUUAAAUUUUAGUAUAUUUUUAAUUUUGAUAUUAUAAUAUAUUAGAUUAUAGUCUAAUGAUGAAUGUCACUACUUUAGGCAUACUCUUCAUUGGAAAACCGAUUGUUAUUAUUUACACAUUGAUCAGGCUUAUGUAAUGUUCUAGCUAUGUAAUUAAACUUAUUGCACAUUUUAAUAUUUGAUUUAUUAUAAUAUUAAAUAAUUUUUAAUAAUAAUAUAAUUAUUAAUACAUUUUUUUAUAGCACAACCUAAUAAAUUGUAUUAUAGAAUAAGUAAGAUUUAUCUGAAUGUUAUUUUACUUUAACUAUGUACUUCUUUUAUAUAACUUUACAUUUAUUAAAAUAAAAAAUAUCAUUACCAAUAUUUUCAUGAACAGUAGACCUAGAGAUAUAAAUGUAUAACAUAGAUUAUAGUUAUAUAUAACUAUAUAACUUUAUUUAAUAUUUUCUAUAUUUUAUUGUGUAUGUGUAAUUCUUCUAAAAUUGAAUUUAUGUAAAUUUUAUUUUGGGUAUUUAAUAUUUCCAAGUCUGUAGUAAUAUCAAAACUUAUAUUAUGAUUGUUUUCUAAAACAUGUUUAGCGAGAUUUGAAUUAAGAACAGUCUUUAGUUUUAUUUUAAAAAAUAUGUUCUUUAUAUCUUAUUUUAAAAUUACUAUUUAUCCUGAGUAUAUAAAAAUUUAUUACAGUUACAUUUAAGUUUAUAUAUGCCAGCAUUUUCAAAAGGGGGAUUUUUUGUGGAGUUUUUAGUUCUAUUGUUUACAUGUUUGAUUAACUUAUUAGUCUUAAAAACAAUUUUUACAUUUUUUGUAUUGUUCAGAAUUUUAGUGAAUUUUUCAGUCAUAUUAUUUUGAUAUUUCAUACUACAAUAGUUAACAAUAUUAUUUGGUGAGUUGUGUAUUAUAUUUUCUUUAAUACGUUAAUAAAUUUUUUUAAUAGUAUUUAAAUUGAAAUUAUUUCUAUGGAUUAUAUUAUAGAUAGUAUUGAGUUCAUAUUGAUAAUUAUGUUUAUUUAAUG
Messenger RNA from Cinara cedri, 9532 nucleotides. The record is from the annotation of a GenBank genome assembly. Lineage: Eukaryota; Metazoa; Arthropoda; Insecta; Hemiptera; Aphididae.